This is a messenger RNA of Rhodofomes roseus, 754 nucleotides long. Its product is annotated as plant expansin. The transcript has 4 exons. The record is from RefSeq and is a predicted model, not a curated record. Lineage: Eukaryota; Fungi; Basidiomycota; Agaricomycetes; Polyporales; Fomitopsidaceae. The coding region runs from base 1 to 489 and encodes 162 amino acids.
AUGUUCUUCACUAGGGCUGUCGUUGCUCUCGCCCUCGCCGUGUCUGCCCUAGCAAUGGCCGUUCCCCGUGCUACCAACGCCACCUCCGGCUCCAGCCCUGAGACGUUGACUGCUUCCACCACUGUGACGUCCGAUGCCUCCAGCUCAGACCCCUCUUGGUUAUCUGGUACUCAGACUGGUGAUGGUACUUUCUACCAGACCGGCCUGGGUGCCUGCGGUGUUAACAACGUCGACAGCGACUACAUUGUGGCAGUGUCCGAAGAUCUCUUCGACAACUACCCUGGAUACAACGGUAUCAACCCUAGCAACAACCCCGUCUGCAACAAGCAGAUCACGGCCAACUACAACGGCAACUCGGUCACUGUCACUGUCACCGACCGCUGCGUCGGCUGCGCCGUCACUAACCUCGACUUCAGCCCUUCCGCGUUUUCGCAGCUCGCAUCGGAGUCCUUGGGCCGUCUCCACGGCAUGACGUGGACGUGGACAUAAGACACGUCCUCACGUCCUCACGCAACGACCGCGCCCCCCGGUGGUGCACACGUCAACGCCCCAUAGAUUUCAAUCUCAACAAUAUCGGUCUCCGCGCGACACGAGUUAUUUAUCCUCUCUUUAUGGCUUUUCUUGGUGACAGGCUCGGAUCUGACGGUGUAGAAUCCGCGCCUGGGCGUCCCUUCGUUCCGCAGCUGCUUGCAGCGCGCGGCAGGAGGCUAGGAGAAGCGCAAAUGUCUGUAUGUAUUAUGUGUAAUCCGCAUAG